Molecule: messenger RNA, 2925 nt
Organism: Neoarius graeffei (lesser salmon catfish)
Lineage: Eukaryota; Metazoa; Chordata; Actinopteri; Siluriformes; Ariidae
Gene: fsd1
Product: fibronectin type III and SPRY domain containing 1
Exons: 13
Coding region: 37-1524 (495 amino acids)
Molecular function (GO): protein binding
Source: RefSeq, a predicted model, not a curated record
UUAAAGCAUCGGAGGCCGGAGUCACGGUGCUGCGACAUGGAUGAGCAAAAGGAGUCUCUCCAAAAGAUCGUCAACACAUUGGCGCUGAAAAAUGAGGAGAUCCAGAACUUCAUCUGCUGCCUGAAGCAAAAUCUGCAGAACCUGGAGGCAAACUCCACCCGUGUUCAGGAGGAUCUGGAGUCGGAGUUCAGCUCUCUGCAUGCUGUUCUGGACGAGCUGAAGGAUGGAAUGAUGACGCGAAUCAAACAGGAGCGAGCCACUCGCACGUACGAGCUGCAGAAUCAGCUGAGCGCCUGUACGAAAGCUCUGGAGAGUUCCGAGGAGCUGCUGGAAGUAGCCAAUCAGACGCUCUGCUCGUCUGAGAUGGAUGGCUUCACUCAGGCGGCUAAAGACAUAAAGGAUAGUGUUACCAUGGCCCCAGCCUUCCGCCUGUCUUUAAAAGCAAAAGCGAGCGACAGUAUGAGUCACUUGAUGGUGGACUUCACUCUGGAGCGUGAGAUACUGCAGGCCAUCAAAUUCCUCCCAGUUCCUGCUACUCCAGAGAUCCAGGAGUCGGAGUGUCAGGUGUGCGAUAACUCCGUCACGGUGCUGUGGACUUUACCGGAACCAGACUCUAAAAUCGACCACUACAUCAUCGAGUACCGGCGAAUGAACCACGAGGGGCCGCCGCGCGCUCGGGAGGAGCAUCCGUGGAUGGUGGUGGAGGGGAUUAAAGAGACGGAGUACACACUUACAGGCCUUCGCUUUGACACACGCUACAUGACGUUUCGGGUGAAGGCGUGUAAUAAAGCUGUAGCAGGAGAGUUCUCUGAGCUGGUUACUCUGGAGACACAUGCGUUUGUGUUUAAGCUGGACGCGGGUUCGGCUCACCAGAACCUGAAGGUGGAGGACCUGAGUGUGGAGUGGGACAGCAGCGGGGGGAAAAUGCCGAUCCAGGACAUCCGCAAGGAAAAGAACAGAACCAGCUCUCCUAUGCACUCGCCAGCCAGGACGGCCAUGAUGUCUCCGAAGAGAGCGCCGUCAGCCCGGGUGGGCCGAGAUCGCUUCACGGCCGAGUCCUACACUGUUCUGGGUGACACCAUGAUCGAUGCAGGGCAGCACUACUGGGAGGUUCGGUUCGAUAAAGAGAGCAAGGCGUUUGCUGCGGGCGUGGCACUGCGUUCUCUCGGCCGAUUCGAUCAGCUCGGGAAGAGCAGCGCCUCGUGGUGUGUCCAUCUGAACAACUGGCUGCAACAGAGCCUCAGCGCCAAGCACAACAACAAGGCCCGCACGCUGGACUGCCCCAUCCCCGAGCGCAUGGGCAUCUACUGCAACUACGACGAGGGCACAUUGUCUUUCUACAACGCCAAAACCAAAACACUCAUGCAUACUUUUAGGACAAAGUUCCAGCAGCCGGUUAUUCCAGCUUUUAUGGUGUGGAACGGGAGUUUCUCAGUUCAGACGGGUCUUCAGGUUCCUACCAUAGUGCAGUGUGGCCAGAAAAGGAACAGCAACGCCAGCAGCUCCAAUGCCAGCCUUACCUAGACCUCCACUCGCCCUCCUCCCCCUCCAUCCGUCUUCCUCCACUGCUUUGUAGAACUGUUGCCUGUCACUCAGGCUCUUAGUGGCAGCGGAAAGUACCUACGAUUUUACCCUGGUGUCCGGAAAUGGAGAGGAAGAAAGAGAGAGAAGCACCAGCUCUCUGUGCCUUUCAGCUUUCUCAUUUCAUCCAUGAACAUGUGAGACUUGCACAUCGCAGUAUAAGUUGCAUGGUUCUGUCAAGUCUUUUGUGUUAAAAGUGUGGUGACAUUCAAGCUGAAGACUUGAAAUUUUCUCACGUACACAAAAAUGUGUGAGGUAAAUUGGUGAAACCGAAUGUUUAAUUGACAGUUUGUGGGUAAAUGUGAGGAAAAAUUGUGAAAGAGGGUUUCUCUGUGAAUGUAAGAGCAUUUUGUGGUUAUUUUUGUGUGAAUGCGAGCACAUUUUGUGGGUGUAUCGAAGGUAUAAUUGUGAAUGUGAGCAUUUUGUUGGGUGUAUUCGUGAGGUAAAACUGUGAAUGCGUGUUGUGUGAAUGUCUGAGGUAAAAUUGUGGAUGUGAGUGUUUCUAGGUGAAUGUGUGAGCGAAUGAAGGAGCAAUUUAUAGGUACAUGUUUGAAAGAAAUGCUCUCACACAAGUUUAUGCGUAUAUGAAUGAAAGGUGAGUAUGAAAGCAUUUUAUGUAUUUUUUUAAGGACGUUUUGUGGGUGUGUGAGGGAUAAAAUUUAACAGCCUGAAUGCCACCUAAUAGCAAACAAAUUAUAUUUUUUCCCCAAAUUUCCAACUUCUGAGUUUCUUGUGUUUGCUCAGCCAUUUAAACCAUUUCAGCCAACGGUCUUGAGUGACUGUUUUAAUGUUUUCGCACUGAAUAUCUUUUGAUUAUCGACAUCUAAUUCUGCUAAAUGCUUCCCAAGUAAAAUGUGUUAUAUUCAGAACCAAUUCAGCACACGAACUAAAUGCUAAUAGUAAAAUGCUUCCUCUAGAAUAUAUUCAACAUUGCUGUGCCAGCAGAAGUCCACAUGAAGGGUGGGAGGACUACACGAGAUGAAGUGUGUAUGACUGUGUGUGUGAUGUACCAUAGUGUAUUGUUGCCUUUGUAACGGCAAGGUAUUUACGCUUAUGACAAGUUGUACUUGUUUUUGUUGCACGCAGAUGCGAAGGACAAAGGAGAAAAUUCCGCUUACCUCCACAAAUAUGUACGAUGUUUUAUCAUGUUUUUUUGGAUUACAUGAACGGUGACCAUGUUACUAAAUAUUACACUUUGCUGACCAAAUGGUGCAGUGUUCAGUUUUUAUUCUUGCCAACACCCUACUGCAAUUUAUUAUAAUAUACCGUAUAUCUCCCUGUAUAUAAACCAUUAAUGCUUUUAUGCUGAAACUGUAGUAUUACAAGAGAUGGCAAAAUCUUCAG